Linum tenue is the source of this 1338-nucleotide messenger RNA. The record is from the annotation of a GenBank genome assembly. Lineage: Eukaryota; Viridiplantae; Streptophyta; Magnoliopsida; Malpighiales; Linaceae.
AUGCCGCCACCGCAGCCUCCAAACAACACUACAAAUGAUGAUUCGAUUACCACCACCUCCGCAGCUCCUCCUCCACCCGUCGCCGAUGACCAGCUGCAGUCGAUUCUAGCCUCCGCUCGGCCAUUCCUCCGCGGCGAGCUCGAAUCGGUGGACGAGAACCUGCCCCGGCUCCUCGCCGUCCUGCGCUCCGUCGGCGCAGGGGAGUGCUGGCACAAGCACGGCAGCUUCCUCGACCACCUCCUCCACACCUACCGCAUCCUCAAGCUGUGGGGGGCUCCAGACGCCGUCUGCCUCUGCGGCCUCUUCCACUCCGCCUACUCCAACGCCUACGUCAACCUCGCCAUCUUCGACCCUUCCACCGGCCGCGACGUCGUCAGGGCGCACGUCGGCGACGACGCAGAGAGCCUGAUCCACUUGUUCUGCGUCGUCCCCCGGCACUCCCUGAUCCACGACGACCUCCUGUUCAAGUACCGCGACGAAGCCGAGCUCCGCGAGCAUCUAUCGCAAUCGGAGAUUUCCCUGCGGAAGGCGAAGAAGGAGAAGGGGGAAUUCGAUGCUGGGGAGGCGUGGAGGAAGAAAUUGAACUCGAUUUUGCCCAGAGAAGGGGUGAAGGUAAAGCACAUCAAGACCGGAGAGGAGAUUCGGUUGUCGAGAAGAGUUUUGGCGGUGUUUUUGUUGAUGACGAUGGCCGAUUUCAGCGAUCAAUUGUACGGAUUUCAGGAUGCGAUGUUCGAAAACUCCGACGGGAGGUUGGAGUUCUCCGGGGACAAUUACCUAGCUCUGUGGCCAGGAGACGGCAUGCCUGGGCUGUGGAUCAACUCGGUCUCGAGGAUGGGCGCUGUUUACUCGUUGAUUGUGAGGGAGGAGGAGAUUGUCGAGAAGGAGAUGGGAAUUAGGGUUUCGGAUGAUGCGACGACGGAGAUGGAGGUGGAGCUGGUGGUGCCGCCGGUGCUGGAGAGAUGUACGAAGGUAGUGGGGACGAAGGAGCAGAUGGAGGCGCGGGAGCUGUACUGGGAGGCGAUCGCCGGCAAGGGAUCGGGGUCGUCGGAGUUGAAGCAGGCGGAGGAGUUGCUGGUGAGGAGCGUGGAGAAAAAUGGUGUGGUAGGGGAGCCGCGCGUGGUGCUGGCGCAGGUUUAUCUGAGUGGAGGAAGGUUCGAGGAGGCGGAGAGGGAAGCGGCGAUUGGGCUGAGGCUGAUUUUGGAGUGGGGGAGCGCGUGGGAUAAGCGGGUGUCUUGGGAAGGCUGGGUUGCUUGGGCCAGGAUUCUGCUGAUGAAGGCUAAAGAGAAGUUCUGGCCCAACACCGCUUGGGGCGUCUCCAGUUUGGGCCUCGUCAGGUAG